Drosophila subobscura is the source of this 655-nucleotide messenger RNA. RefSeq names its product proteasome subunit beta type-3-like. Lineage: Eukaryota; Metazoa; Arthropoda; Insecta; Diptera; Drosophilidae. The transcript has 2 exons. Gene Ontology annotation, cellular component: proteasome core complex. The record is from RefSeq and is a predicted model, not a curated record. Bases 63 to 605 code for a protein of 180 amino acids.
AAAACUAGAGCAGCAAAAACUAUUCGGACCCUUAUUCAGAAGACUCCAACUGCUUCGACGACAUGGAAAAUAGUGCUGGAGGUAAUGUUUUGGCCAUUCAAGGCAUGAACUGCGUGCUCAUUGGAACGGAUAAUGCGGCCAACGGGAAUCUGUUCAGAGUGCCAGUACAUGGCCGUCUUUAUUGUGGUAUCGAAGGACCAGAAUCUCAUGUUAGUGCCGUACGCAAGCAGAUGACAAUCCGCGUGCAGCAGAUAUCUAGACAGAUGACGCCAGAGGAGUAUACACUGAAUUUGUCCCGUUUCUUGCAAGUCAGCCCGGUACCCUACCAUGUGGACUGCAUUGUGGCUGGCCUCCAACCCGUCACACGGCGUCCGUACAUCGCCACCGUGGAUAUGCUUGGAAUCACAAAUUACAUCGAUGACUUUGUUGCAGUUGGAAAGCUCCGUCCACAGCUUCACGUCAAUUGCGAGGCUCUGUAUAAACGUAACAUGAAGGUGGACGACGUACUGGAAACCAUGGGCAAUACCUUCUUUACGAAUACCGACCCCGAUGUAGUCAAAGAAGCCUUAGUCUUUAUUAUAAGGCCAUGCUUGACGUCAAAUUAAGAAAAUUAAGUAACGCCGUGUGAUUUGAAGAAAAAGGGAUGGCACACACA